Metarhizium album ARSEF 1941 is the source of this 462-nucleotide messenger RNA. RefSeq lists its product as uncharacterized. NCBI's taxonomy places the organism in Eukaryota, Fungi, Ascomycota, Sordariomycetes, Hypocreales, Clavicipitaceae. Bases 1 to 462 code for a protein of 153 amino acids. The record is from RefSeq and is a predicted model, not a curated record. The transcript has a single exon.
AUGUUGAAAACGCAGUCAUCUGCCGUUGAUGGCGAGGAAAGAGCCCGCGCCAAGGAGAGUGACUUCGGAGCUGUCGGUGUUGAUGUCGCUGCCGGGCCUCUGUUUCUGGACACACGUUCCAUUCCUCUUGUCAGGGGAACUUGUCGGAGUUUUUGGGCUUGCUAUGAAGAACCUUUGAAAUGCAAAGUUGGAAAGGUGGACGAGGUGCAGCUCUCCAUCCCGGACUGCGACCGCAUCACCGAGGAUGAGGAUACCUGCCUCCACCACCAUCGGUACGAUCUUGCUGUUUGGGUCGCGGUGUGGUUUGGAUGUUACUUUGGAAAAUUCUGGUACUGCUGCUGGCCCGGACGCUUGCCAUAUGUAAGCGACGUUACCUCAUGCAGGCUUGUCGGCGACGCGGUUGAACUUGGAGCCGCCACAUGCAGAUCUGCCCUGGCGGUUCCAGUUUGUGCUUCGUCCUAG